Molecule: messenger RNA, 3904 nt
Organism: Dama dama (fallow deer)
Lineage: Eukaryota; Metazoa; Chordata; Mammalia; Artiodactyla; Cervidae
Gene: TMEM201
Product: transmembrane protein 201
Exons: 6
Coding region: 16-1197 (393 amino acids)
Biological process (GO): nuclear migration along microtubule
Cellular component (GO): nuclear inner membrane
Molecular function (GO): actin filament binding; lamin binding
Source: RefSeq, a predicted model, not a curated record
CUCGCGCCGGGAACCAUGGAGGGAGUGAGCGCGCUGCUGGCCCGCUGCCCCACGGCCGGCCUGGCCGGCGGCCUGGGGGUCACGGCGUGCGCCGCCGCUGGCGUGCUGCUCUACCGAAUCGCGCGGAGGAUGAAGCCAACACACACCGUCGUCAACUGCUGGUUCUGCAACCAGGACACAGUGGUGCCCUACGGGAACCGUAACUGCUGGGACUGCCCCCACUGCGAGCAGUACAACGGCUUCCAGGAGAAUGGUGACUACAACAAGCCGAUCCCCGCACAGUACCUGGAGCACCUCAACCACGUGGUGAGCGGCUCGCCGGGCCCGCGCGCCCCCGCCCAGCCCCCGCAGUGGGUGAGCAGCCAGGUGCUGCUCUGCCGGCGGUGCAGCCACCACCAGACCACCAAGAUCAAGCAGCUGGCCGCCUUCUCGCCACGCGACGAGGGCAGAUACGACGAGGAGGUCGAGGUGUACCGGCACCACCUGGAGCAGAUGUACAAGCUGUGCCGGCCGUGUCAGGCGGCCGUGGAGCACUACAUCAAGCACCAGAACCGCCAGCUGCGCGCCCUGCUGCUCAGCCACCAGUUCCGACGCCGGGAGGCCGACCAGACCUACACGCAGAGCUUCUGCGCAUCUGCGGUGAAGUCCCCAGCGCAGGUCAUCGUGCUCCGGGCCCUCGCCUUCCUGGCCUGUGCCUUCCUGCUGACCACCGCGCUCUACGGCACCAGCAACCCCUUUGUCCCGGGAGCCCCGCUUCCCCCGGCCAUGCCACCUGGUAGCAAUGGCUCGGCCCCACCAGACAACGGAACAGCCGCCGGGGCCGAGGGCUGGCGGCAGCUGCUGGGGCUGCUGCCCGAGCACGCGGCCGAGAAGCUACGCGAGGCCUGGGCCUUCGGGCAGAGCCACCAGAUGGGCGUCGUGGCGCUGGGCCUGCUCACCUGCCUGCUGGCCAUGCUGCUGGCCGGCCGCAUCCGGCUCCGGAGGAUUGACGCCUUCUCCAGCGGCCUGUGGGCCCUGCUACUGGGGCUGCACCUGGCCGAGCAGCACCUGCAGGCCGCCUCGCCCCACUGGCUGGACACGCUCAAGCUUAGCACCACGUCCCUGUGCUGCCUGGUGGGCUUCACGGCAGCUGUGGCCACAAGGAAGGCGACGGGCCCACGGAGGUUCCGGCCCCGAAGGUCAGAGACACAGCAGUGACUGCGGGGGGAGGACAGAUGGACCCACAGGCCCCGGGCUUGGCCCACAGCCCGGACAGGGCACCUCUGUCUUUGCUUCUUUCUUACCUGCCUCACUCCCACCCCACUCCCACCCCACCCCCACCUUAGGGUCCUGGCCCAGCCCCUCCACCUCUCCUAGGAGUCAGGCCCCGCCCCCCAUUCCUUUCUGGCUCCACCAAGCCACCCCCCACCCAGCGCCCCCAAGUGCUCUCUAGCUGGUCACCACUCCCGCCACCUUUCUGGCCAAAGACCCCACCACCACUGCUCUGAGACCGGAACAGGGCAGCACCCGUACCGCCUGCCUCUGCCCCGUGGCUUCCGCUGGCAGCCAGGCACCCCACACUGGCCACAGCCCCUUCCCUGGCUCUGACACCAUCAGGAGAGGGGUACGGGCCUGCUCUUUGCUUCUUCUCUCACCUUGCCCAUCUCUCAGCCCGUAACAGGCUGGCGACGGUGGCUGCAGGCUGGGCCCUCGCCGCAUGGCCUGACCACUCGGGCUGCUUGGUGUGGGCAGGUGCUGCUGAGUCAGGGCCACGCAGGGCCCCCUACCUCGUCCCACCCUCGUUUCUCGGGUCUGUCCUUUUGGUCCUACCUGUGGUCCAGUCAGUCCCCAGGAGCUCAUGAAACCAUGAGGAGGCAGGGCUGACCCCCUGGGUUCCCUGCUCCGAGAGCCCAUUAUCCCUCAGCCUCCUUCCCCAGGGGUGGAGAAUGCAGUUCUUAGACCCAGACUGGCCUUGACCAUGAGUUUGUGGGGCGAGGCCCACAUGGAGGUGGAGGGUAGAAAAUCGUGCUGUGCCCGUGGUCAGCAGAUUUCUCCUAGCAGCCAGGCGGUGGUGGGAGAUCGCCCAGGAGGGUGGGGGGAGGGGUCUACAUGCUGUUUACUUCCCUAUCUUUUGGGCACCGCUGUGAGCCAGACAGCAUAACUGGGGUGCACACACUCUGCCCACUCUCCUGGGAAGCCCCUGGCUCUGCCCUGGAAAGGCAUGAACCCUUACAGCCCAGCCCUCUACUUGCUCCCUGCAGGGCUGGGGUUCAGGCUUCCCAGGCCGAGGUGGCUCUGAUGGGCAGGUAGCGGGGCCCUGCCACCCUCCCUCCAUGCCAGGAUGUCCCCAGUGUCCUCCCAAAACCCCGCCUCCAUUAUGAUGCCCAGAAAAAGUUCCAACUGCCCGAAGUUAGCGCCGGGUAAGGGGCCUAAGGGACACGCAGGCCCAUGACACCAGGUCCUUGUCCCUUGUCCCUCUUUGGCUUAUCACCACUCUCCUCCUGGCCUCUGGAGCCCCUUGGGGAGGUUCUUGCUUCCCGCCUCCCCGUGGGGCAGCUGAAGAGUUCGCAGGGCCUCGGCCUCACUCUCCCUGGGCCAAGCCCUGCCACCCCCGCCUGUGCGCCAUCUGUACAAUGAGAGCCGGACCCCUCCAGGGCCCUGGGGUGCUGGCGUGGGUGUGGGCAUGCUCUGGAGGCCGUUCUCAGCCUGGGGGCUGCCUCCCAGGGCCGUGGCAGGGGGCAGAGCAAGGCUGCGCACCUCUGUAGGGCCUCCUAUCCUACUCUCAUCAGGGUGAGCGUGAACCCCGCUCCAGGUAUGGACCCGGGGAACUGCACAGGCCAGUCACUUGUGUGAGGGUGAUGCUCAGGAAAGGGCCGUCACCUCGCUGAGCCUACGGGGUGGGUGAAGAGUGCCCAGCUCAGGCCCGAGCCCCACCAUCCUUCCGUUCUCGGGGUCCUGAGAAGCCACCCCACCCACCCGCCUGUGUGUCGGGUGGCGCUGCACCCUGAUACAUGUGCGGAGAGCUGGGUGAGUCAGGAGCUGGGCCCAGCUUGCUCUGGGUGGAGGGUGAGGUGGAAGAGCACCGACGAGGUGGAGGAGUGGGGUGGCCGGCCUGUCCCUCGCUUCUGUGAACCAGCCUCCCCGAGCGGGGCGGUGGGAGCCAGGCGGGGAACCUGUGUCUGUUGGCUGUGUGUCCCCUGGUCUCUGGAAUCCCCUGUUCUCAAGGAAACUGGCAGCACGGUGCUAAUUACUGCUUUUUUUGGCUUUGAGUAGAAGCAGGACAUCUGUGUGUACGCGUGUAUUUAAGUUAAAUUAUUUAUAAUAACCGUAACCAGCUCUCAUGCUGGCCAGGAGCCUGCUGAGCAGACGUCUCUCCUGCCCUCUAGCGGGCGGGGGUGGAAAGACACCCUCGUGUCACAAGAUGGACCUCAUCGAAGGAAGGCUUCCUGGCAUUUUUAGAGUUUGUGUGAUUUUUAAAACCACGCAUCUGUCCCUUCAAAUUCCAUUACGUGGAGCAUAUUUCAGUACCUUCCGACAUUACUGGCGACAGCUGAGGAAGUGCGGGCAUCACUGGGACCGUGGCUUAUUCCCUGGGAGUGUGUUGGCCCACUCUCCGCUCCACUGGGGACCACGACCAGACCCUCCCAGAAUGGGGGGUCAGGGUGUGGAACCAUCUUCUCCCCCAACCCCAGGCCAAGUAGGCUGCCCCAUAAUGCUUGCCCAGGAGCCCCUGGGAGAGGCCGGCAUCCCCUCUGCCUGCGACUGUCGCCGUGUGUCCCGUCCUUUCUGUUGUGUAGACGUGGAUGACUGUCUAGUGACCCUGUAAUUGCUGUAACCACAAUUCCCGGCCUUAGCUGUAGUGUUUUGAUGCUGUAUUUUCAAUAAAUGCCUCCGGGGCCCUGCUUUGACCGGUGGGCGUCAGGCA